AUGGCCCGCACUCACCUGCGGCAGGAGCAGGCCCCGGGCCGGGGCAGGCGGCGGGGGGUGAGGAGGAACACUCCCCCGUGGCUCUCUGCUGACGACCUCCAGAAGAUGUGGCUGCUGUCCACUGGGCAGGUGGUCUCCAAAACCCGUGUCCCUGCCCACGGGCAAAUCAUGCGAGUGGGGCUGCGAGCCGUGGGGGAUGCCAAGGGGGAUGCCAAGGGGGACGUCUCGCCAGCCAGCCCAGAAGGAGACUGCCAGGAUGGGCGCUGUGGGCUCAUCAAGCGCCCUGGGGACCUGUACGAGGUGCUGGCCUUCCACCUGGACAGGGUGCUGGGGCUGAACCGCAGCCUGCCCGCCGUGGCCCGGCGCUUCACCAGCCGCAUCCUGCCCUACAGCUACACCGACGGCGCCCUGCGCCCCAUCAUCUGGUGGGACCCUGACCUCCAGCACCUGGAGGAUGCCAACAACGACCAGAACUCGUGUGCCCUGGGAUGGCUGCAGUACCAGGAGAUGCUGCAGCCCCACAGACCGGUGCUGGUGGCCAGGGACACUCCCUGCUCCAGCAUCCCACCCAGCGAGUGGAGCCGCCUGGCUCUCUUUGACUUUCUGCUCCAGGUUCAUGACCGCCUGGACCGCUACUGCUGUGGGUUUCAGCCUGAUCCCUCUGAGCCCUGCGUGGAGGAGAUGCUUCACGAGAAGUGCCGGAAUCCAGCAGAGCUGGUCCUGGUCCACAUCCUGGUCCGGAGGAGUGCGCCGUCCCGCCUGGUGUUCAUUGACAAUGCGGGCAGGCCACAGCACCCUGAGGAGAAGCUCAACUUCAGGCUCCUGCAAGGCAUAGACAGCUUCCCAGCGGCAGUGGUGGCCACGCUGCGGUCGGGCAGGUUGCAGAGCCUGCUGCUGGAGUCCCUGCGCCUGGACCGGGAGCUCUGGGAGAGCCAGGGUGGCGCCGAGGGGUUGAGACCGCUGCUCCAGACCAUUGACAGGCGGGCACAAAUCCUGCUCCGCCACAUCCAAGAGCACAACCUGACGGUGUUUGAGGACUCGCUGCGCUGA
This is a messenger RNA of Pseudopodoces humilis (Tibetan ground-tit), 1050 nucleotides long. RefSeq names its product golgi associated kinase 1A (gene GASK1A). Gene Ontology annotation, cellular component: Golgi apparatus. The record is from RefSeq and is a predicted model, not a curated record. NCBI's taxonomy places the organism in Eukaryota, Metazoa, Chordata, Aves, Passeriformes, Paridae.